Leptonychotes weddellii (Weddell seal) is the source of this 2516-nucleotide messenger RNA. Lineage: Eukaryota; Metazoa; Chordata; Mammalia; Carnivora; Phocidae. The record is from RefSeq and is a predicted model, not a curated record.
AUGUUGAUGCUGCAGCUGAUUCCCGUGGGUCACCUCGGCCUCGUGGAGUUCCUGACACCCCACCGGCAGCCCUCGGUGAUGCGCGAGCCGCACAGUCAUUCACAUAAAACGCGGCGCUGCUGGCGGAAUCCCCGGCUUCUGGGGCGGCGAGUGGCCGGGCCGGCUGCCGAGCGUCCGGGGCGGGAAAGAAGAGUUGAGCGGCCGCACCGGCGCCGGGCUCGCUCGGUCGGUCGGUCGGUCGGCCGGCCGCAGCCUCGCGGGUCGCCCUCCCGUGCCUCGCCAGCGGGCACCCUGGCCGUGGGCACCUACGGGGCGCGCGGCGCGGGACCGCGGGGCGGCGGCAUGAAGGUCACGUCGCUCGACGGGCGCCAGCUGCGCAAGAUGCUCCGCAAGGAGGCGGCGGCGCGCUGCGUGGUGCUCGACUGCCGGCCCUACCUGGCCUUCGCCGCCUCGAGCGUGCGCGGCUCGCUCAACGUCAACCUCAACUCGGUGGUGCUGCGGCGGGCCCGCGGCGGCGCGGUGUCGGCACGCUACGUGCUGCCCGACGAGGCGGCGCGCGCGCGGCUGCUGCAGGAGGGCGGCGGCGGCCCUGAGAAAUCAAUGCUUAACAUCUAUCUUCCUUUUUUUUCCUUUUUUAACCUUGCAGGAGGAUAUGAGACUUUUUACUCAGAAUAUCCUGAGUGUUGUGUGGACGUACAGCCCAUUUCACAAGAGAAGGUUGAAACCGAGAAAGCCCUCAUGAGCCAGUGUGGGAAACCAGUGCUCAGCCUCAGCUACAGGCCAGCCUAUGACCAGGGCGGCCCAGUUGAAAUCCUUCCGUUCCUCUACCUUGGAAGUGCCUACCAUGCAUCCAAGUGCGAGUUCCUCGCCAACCUGCACAUCACGGCCCUGCUGAAUGUCUCCCGACGGAUUUCCGAGUCCUGCACCACCCACCUACACUACAAAUGGAUCCCCGUGGAAGACAGCCACACAGCCGACAUUAGCUCCCACUUUCAAGAAGCAAUAGACUUCAUCGAUUGUGUCAGGGAAAAGGGAGGCAAGGUCCUGGUCCACUGUGAGGCUGGGAUCUCCCGUUCGCCCACCAUCUGCAUGGCUUACCUCAUGAAAGCCAAGCAGUUCCGCCUGAAGGAUGCCUUCGAUUACAUCAAGCAGCGGAGGAGUGUGGUGUCGCCCAACUUUGGCUUCAUGGGCCAGCUCCUGCAGUAUGAGUCUGAGAUCCUGCCUUCCACGCCCCAGGCUCCCUCCUGCCAAGGGGAGGCAGCAAGCUCGUCAUUCAUAGCCCAUUUGCAGACACUGAGCCCUGACCUGCAGGGUUCCUACUGCACCUUCCCUACCUCGGUGCUGGCCCCCGUGCCCACCCACUCGACAGUCUCAGAGCUCGGCAGGAGCCCCAUGGCCACAGCCACAUCCUGCUAAAACCGGGAUCGGGGAACCAGCCCAGCCCCAAGAACAACUGUGAUUCUGCUUUUUUGAAACUCGUGGACAUUUCAUACCUGUGCAAUACUGAAAACCUCACUCUGUCCUGCUGCCCCGGCGGGACAAUGAGCGGUCACCAGGCUUGCAAACGUACUUGAUGCUGACAGCGGGGAUAGGUUUUGGGGACCGAAGGAAGGCCAAGCCAUGAUGAGAGCACAGCGCGUGCCGACUACUGUACUUCCAGACCCCCUGCCCUCUCAGGACCGCCCGGGCCCAGCACCUCCGAGCUCGCCUUUUCAUUUCCAGUGCAAGGCAAUAAAUACCCACAGCAACGUGGGAGAGAGCAGUUGCUAGACCAGGAGAAAAGGCAGUGACGAAGCCAAUUCAUUUUGAAGGAAGCACAAUUCCACCUUACUUUUUUAACUUUGGCAGUCUCCGUAUCUGUCUGUUGCUUCAGGGCAUAAGCUGAUCACCACCCAGUCAGGAAAGCAACCUGUCCAGGGCUUGGAGGGACGCCAUCUAGAUGCUGAUUUGAACCCUCCCAUGUUUCCGAGACUCCCUCUUGGGUCCAGGUGGAGGCGGAUGGUUGAAGUAGCAAGACGUCGACCUCUCUGGGUGUCCUUUCCACUGUGGGUUCUUCCCUGACUUCGGACUUCGCAUGAUUUCUUACUCAUACUUGAACCUUCCUCGUCACCCCUCUCCUCAAAGCAUCUCUUGUGUCGUUUGAAAGGAGUUCUUCAGACCUUCGACCAAAAAUCACCCCUUUCAGGGGGUGGGAGCGGGUGCCAAGAGAAAGAGGGACCCGCCGCGUCUGGGUCAGUGGCAUUGACACGGUCGUCUCCCCAGCUUACUGUCCUUAAUGUGUGCUUGUCUCGUCUCUCGUGACACACGUUAUCUUCCCUGCCCCUGGGGGUUGUCUUCAAGCUGUGGACUUCUGGGGUUUGCAGAUUUUGUAAUGUGGUACUUCUUUUUUGUCUGUAGGUUCUCUCCGGGGGAAAAGGCAAUAAUUUCCUAAAAUCCAUAUGAAUGUGAAGAAAAGCAGUAUGUUACUGGGUGUUGUUGUUGUUGUUGAUGUUGUUUUUUAUAGUGCAAAAUAAAAA